Vigna radiata var. radiata (mung bean) is the source of this 1462-nucleotide messenger RNA. RefSeq names its product fructose-1,6-bisphosphatase, cytosolic. Gene Ontology annotation, cellular component: cytoplasm; cytosol. The record is from RefSeq and is a predicted model, not a curated record. NCBI's taxonomy places the organism in Eukaryota, Viridiplantae, Streptophyta, Magnoliopsida, Fabales, Fabaceae. Gene Ontology annotation, biological process: fructose 6-phosphate metabolic process; sucrose biosynthetic process; fructose 1,6-bisphosphate metabolic process. The transcript is spliced from 13 exons. Gene Ontology annotation, molecular function: fructose 1,6-bisphosphate 1-phosphatase activity. Bases 170 to 1195 code for a protein of 341 amino acids.
AAAUCUGACAUUCCACUCUUUGAACUGCCACGUGUCAUAAUAGCCCCAUCCCAUCCUUUUCUCUUUUCCUCACUCCUUUCUAUCGCAAUCCGUACCUAAUCUCCCAAGUGGAGCCAUUGACUGGUGGGAUUGCAGUUGUUCAGGUUGUUGAAGAUUAUUGGAAUUGAAAAUGGACCACAGUGCCGAUGCACAGCGCACGGACUUGAUGACCAUAACGCGCUUCGUGCUGAACGAGCAAUCCAAGCACCCCGAGUCACGCGGCGAUUUCACCAUACUUCUCAAUCACAUUGUUCUAGGCUGCAAGUUCGUUUGCUCCUCGGUUAACAAGGCUGGACUUGCUAAGCUUAUUGGACUCGCUGGAGAGACCAAUAUUCAGGGAGAAGAACAGAAGAAACUAGAUGUUCUAUCCAAUGAGGUUUUCAUCAAGGCUCUCGUAAGCAGUGGCCGAACCUGCAUCUUGGUUUCUGAAGAAGACGAAGACGCGAUAAUUGUGGAGCCUUCUAAGCGUGGAAAGUACUGUGUUGUUUUUGACCCCUUGGAUGGCUCGUCUAACAUUGAUUGUGGGGUUUCCAUUGGCACUAUUUUUGGAAUUUAUACGUUAGCAGAUAUCCAUGAACCAACUAUAAAGGAUGUCCUGCGUCCUGGGAAGAAAAUGGUGGCAGCUGGUUAUUGUAUGUAUGGAAGCUCUUGCACGCUUGUGUUAAGUACUGGAGCUGGUGUUAAUGGUUUCACCCUUGACCCAUCUCUUGGUGAAUUCAUCCUAACUCACCCUGGCAUUAAGAUUCCAAAUAAAGGAAAGAUUUAUUCAGUUAAUGAAGGAAAUGCCAAACACUGGGAUGGUCCUACUACAGCUUACGUUGAAAAAUGCAAGUUUCCAGAAGAUGGUUCAUCGCCAAAGUCUCUAAGAUAUAUUGGAAGCAUGGUAGCUGAUGUUCAUCGUACAUUGCUUUACGGAGGCAUCUUUUUGUACCCUGGUGACAAGAAAAAUCCAAAUGGAAAACUUCGUGUUCUGUAUGAAGUCUUCCCAAUGUCAUUUUUGGUGGAACAGGCAGGAGGGCAGUCUUUCACGGGCAAGGAACGGGCACUUGAUUUAAUUCCAACGAAGUUGCACGAGCGAUCUCCCGUUUUCCUUGGUAGCUAUGAUGAUGUUGAGGAAAUCAAAGCGCUUUAUGCUGCUGAGGCUAAAGAAGAAUGAUACUGAAAAUGGUUAAUUUUACUUGCACUUUUGGCUACUCAGAGGCUCUUGUUUUCCCCUCUUUUUUUUUCAAUUGUUAUUAGCAGGUUCUUAUAGAGAACUUCUUAGCUGCUCUGUAUAUAUGCUAAUAAAUGGGUUAGCAUGUCUGUCAUGGUUAUAAAAUUUAUUUAGAAUAAAGUAGCAAUUUAGUAUGUUACAGGUGAAGGAAUUACUGCUUGUAUUGCCUUCAAAAGCAUUUCAAAGUUAAAUCGGCAAACCUUUUAGUUA